Molecule: messenger RNA, 1376 nt
Organism: Humulus lupulus (European hop)
Lineage: Eukaryota; Viridiplantae; Streptophyta; Magnoliopsida; Rosales; Cannabaceae
Exons: 3
Coding region: 234-1376 (380 amino acids)
Source: RefSeq, a predicted model, not a curated record
ACAAGCUUCGAGCUUGUGGCUUGUUGGGACAGGGCCAGUCAACCUCUGACUGGUCCAGUAAAAAAUACGAACGCUGGGAGGAAGUGCCUCUGCCCACAGGCAUCCUUCCUCCGAGGAGGGAAAGGAAAGCACCUCUCCCAAUUCGCUCGAGAAGUCCGCGGUCAGGGAACGAGGCAAAUGAUGAAGCCUCGGGUUCGGACUCCGAUGGAGGUAAAACCCUUCCUACUUCGCGAAUGUGGUCUCCCACUUUAUUAAAACACAGGCCCAAUAGACUAGUCUCGUGCCCACAGGAUAGAUAUCACUUCUACAUAUGGAGUUGGGUAGAUGACUGUGUCCAUAGGUUUGAUAGUGGGCUCGGGAAAUACGACACUAUGUAUACCACAGACGAGAUGUGGAAUGGGAUAGCUGUGCAGUAUGGGACCAAUGACUAUAGGGACCUUUCGAGGUUAUCACCAACUUAUAGGGAAGGCCCUCCCCCCGCCUCUUCUGAAGACGGGGGAAUUUCAUGGUCCCCAAGCUCGAUCUCGGGGGAAAGUUCCAGCAACAUGGACUCCGACCUCGACGCCCUCAUCGACAAUGCGGGUGCCAAGAGGAGCAAGCGCCCCAGGGCAAGGGGACUGACAACCAGUCAGCCUGGGAAAAGCUCCAAGAGAUCUAGGAAAACGCCUCCUCCUCCCCCGCCGGCUUCGAGCUCUGCUGCUGCGUCGACUGGCCAGACUAACGUCCCCACGACGAUACCACCCUCGCAGGCCGUCGUCUCUGUGGUGGCGCCGGCCUCGCAGACUGAUAUCGCUGCCGUGGUUGAAUCCCAACCUCCUGUGGCGGCAAAGAGAAACAAAAGAUUGAAAGAAUUAAAAGAGUUCUUUCUAAGCUCAGAGUUUGAUAUGAAAGACCAUGAAGUAGCUAAAACAAUUAUGGGAGUCAAUAUAAAAAGAAACAAAAGUUCUAGUGAUCUGUUCCUUGGUCAAAGUGAAUCAAUUGAUAGACAAGUUUGCAAUAAGAGGAGCGCUUCUCUACCAUUGUCUAGUCAGUUUCAAAUAUCAGCAAAGCAAAGUCCCAAAACAGAAAGUGAAAGGAAAGAAAUGGAGAAAUUCCAUACUCAAAAUGCUAUAGGAUCAGUUAUGUACUCCAUGGUUUGUACAAGACCAGAUUUGGCUUAUUCAACUAGCAUUCUGAGUAGGUACAUGGGAGAUCCAGGGAAGCCACAUUGGGUAGCUCUAAAAUGGAUGCUAAGAUGCAUGGCUAUGACUACUGACUAUGGUUUAAGAUUUAAGAAGAAAUAUGAUACAAUUCAGGUUGAAGGUGAUAAAGAUUCAAGAAAGUCAUCUACUUCAUUUGUGUUCUUAGUAUCUGGUAAUUGUGUGAGCUGGAAGUGA